AUGACUUCCAGAAAAGUGGAACUGGGGACAAUCUUCCUCAUCCAGACUGUAGUUGGAAUCCUUGGGAAUUCCUUUCUUUUUUGUUGGUAUAGCUUCACUUUAUAUUUUGGAAACAAUGUGAGACCCACAGAUUUAAUUCUCAACCAACUGGCCAUAGCCAAUUUCUUAGUUCUUGUCUUCAAGGGGAUACCUCAGACCAUGUCAGCUUUGGGAGUGAAAGAUUUUCUGGGUAAUACCGGAUGCAAACUUGUCUUUUAUAACCACAGAUUGGCUACAGGAGUUUCGUUCAGUACUAUAUGUCUCCUCAACGGAUUCCAGGCCAUUAAAAUCAACUCCAGUUUGUGCAGGUGGAUGGCUCUCAAGUUUAGAUCCCUCAAGUUCAUUGGGUUGUGUUGCUUUCUCUGCUGGAUCCCACACAUCUUCUUAAGCUCUUGUAAUCUUAUAGUCGUGGGUGGUUCCCUGAGUAGACAAAACCAUAGCGGAAAAAGUAACCGUGGAGGCUGCUCUUGGAUAAUGAACAAGGAAUUUACCUCUUUAGUUACCAUUCUCUAUUUUUCUCCUGAUUUUAUGAGCUUAGGCUUCAUGGUUUGGGCCAAUGGUUCCAUUGUCCUUGCCCUUUACAGACACAAGCAGCGAGUCCAACAUAUUCGUGAACACAGAGUCUCCUCCAGGUCGUCCCAUGAAGUCAGAGCUACAUGCACUGUCAUGAUCCUGGUGGGCUCAUUUUUCACUUUCUAUUCAGUCUACACUGUCAUGACUGUGUGGAUGACUCUAGCGGUGAACCCAGGCCAGUGGUCCGUGAACAGCUUUGUGCUCAUGGCGUCCUGUUUCCCAGCAUUCAGCCCCUUUGUGCUCAUUUUCAGUGACACCCGAAUCUCCUACUGGUGCUUCACCUGCAUGGCAAGGAAAACCCUCUUUGCUAAUCUGGUUGCCAUGGCAUGA
Jaculus jaculus (lesser Egyptian jerboa) is the source of this 942-nucleotide messenger RNA. Its product is annotated as vomeronasal type-1 receptor 1. The transcript has a single exon. Gene Ontology annotation, molecular function: pheromone receptor activity. Gene Ontology annotation, biological process: G protein-coupled receptor signaling pathway. Lineage: Eukaryota; Metazoa; Chordata; Mammalia; Rodentia; Dipodidae. The record is from RefSeq and is a predicted model, not a curated record. Bases 1 to 942 code for a protein of 313 amino acids. Gene Ontology annotation, cellular component: membrane.